Molecule: messenger RNA, 1236 nt
Organism: Plasmodium fragile
Lineage: Eukaryota; Apicomplexa; Aconoidasida; Haemosporida; Plasmodiidae
Exons: 10
Coding region: 1-1236 (411 amino acids)
Source: RefSeq, a predicted model, not a curated record
AUGAACUGGAAAAAGGCUUUAAGUUUGGCAGGAGGGGCGGCAGCUGUGGUUGCCUUGACGUACAUGCUAAUGAAGGACGAUGAUAGUCACGAUGAAAAGGAUGAUGAAAAUGAAAAAAAAAAAAAAAAAGACGGAAAAAUGAAUAAGGACGGAAACAGGAUUAUAAAGGGAGAAUCGAUGACAAGAGAGGAUCUCCUGCAACUCUUGAAUGAAAUGCUCAAGCUACAGACGGACAUGAAAAAUAUUGUUAAAGAUUUAAUCGUAGUAGCAAAGAAUAACGGUUACGACUUUAUGUCCGUCUAUAAUGUAGCCAAGACAUAUAACACAGUGGACCCUCUGGGCAAAUAUCAAAUCGAGAUGCCAGAAUUUGACAAGGUUGUGGAGAACUACCACUUCGACCCAGAGGUGAAAGAGACUGUCUCGAAGCUCAUGUCGUCCCAAGAAAAUUACUAUGCCAACAUGAGCGAAACCGCCACCCUGAGUGUGGAUAAAAUUAUCGAAAUUCACCACUUCAUGUUAAAUGAACUGUACAAGAUCGACCCAGAAUUUAAAAAGAUCCCCAACAAGCACGAGCUCGAUCCCAAGCUAAUAGCACUAGUUAUACAAUCCAUAGUGAGCGCAAAAGUGGAGGAGGAAUUCAACUUGACUUCGGAAGACGUGGAGGCCUCCAUUGCUAACCAGCAAUACGCCCUGACUUCGAAUAUGGAAUUCGCCCGAGUGAAUAUUCAAAUGCAGACAAUUAUGAACAAAUUCAUGGGACACCCUCACAAGGACUUAAAUAAUUUACUACUCCAGUUUAGGGGAAAAAACAAGACGAACAAGACAAUCAACGGAACAAUGAAAAUGCGCAAAGACAAUAUCACCUUCCUGCUGGGGAUCAUAGCGUCCAUUCUCCUGUUGGUCGUCGGGGGGAUGCUUGACAGUGUCAACUACAUUUUAGGAUGUUACAUAUUCGUAGGACUUGCUCUAACAGUGUACACUAUACUCGCGUUUCUCGUUCCCAGCACGAAGAAGUCAAGAGAUUUUGUCUUCUCCUACGGAGUCACCACAGCAUGCAUGUUCGUCAUAUCGCUCAUGAUUCACAUAGUAAUAACUGAUUGGAAGGUAAAAUCAUCAUGCAAUUAUAACAGUGGCAAUUGCACCAAAUAUAUAUUUAUAUCCGUGUGUGGUUUUGCUUCAAGUUUCUGUUUCCUAGGUGCGUCUAUAAUGACGUUCAAGGUGCUCCGCGUUUGGUAG